CUCGCUCAAGAUGGCGCUGCUCGCGAUACAUUCCUGGCGCUGGGCUGCCGCGGCGGCUGCUUUCGAAAAGCGUUUGCACCUCGCGAUUCUGAUUCGGCCUCUAGUGUCUGUGCGCGGAUCAGGUCCGCAAUGGGGGUCACGUCAGCUCGGCGUCCCAGGAACCGCUCGAAUUUCCCAGGCUCUCCAGGCAUGGCCGCUGAUAGAAAAGAGGACCUGUUGGCAUGGUCAUGCAGGAGGAGGACUCCACACAGACCCGAAAGAAGGGUUAAAAGAUGUUGAUACUCGGAAAAUCAUAAGAGCAAUGCUUUCUUAUGUGUGGCCCAAAGACAGGCCAGAUCUACGAGCUAGGGUUGCUAUUUCCCUGGGAUUUUUGGGUUGCGCAAAGGCCAUGAAUAUUGUGGUUCCUUUCAUGUUUAAAUAUGCUGUAGACAACCUCAACCAGAUGUCCGGAAACAUGCUGAACCUGAGUGAUGCACCAAAUACAGUUGCAACCAUGGCAACGGCAGUUCUGAUUGGCUAUGGUGUAUCAAGAGCCGGAGCUGCCUUUUUUAAUGAAGUUCGUAAUGCAGUAUUUGGCAAGGUAGCCCAAAAUUCAAUACGAAGAAUAGCCAAAAAUGUAUUUCUCCAUCUUCACAACCUGGAUCUGGCUUUCCACCUCAGCAGACAGACAGGAGCUUUAUCGAAGGCUAUCGACAGAGGGACAAGGGGUAUCAGUUUUGUUCUGAGUGCUUUAGUAUUUAAUCUUCUUCCCAUUAUGUUUGAGGUCACUCUUGUCAGUGGUGUUUUGUAUUACAAAUGUGGUGCCCAGUUUGCAUUGGUGACUCUUGGGACACUUGGUGCAUACACAGCAUUCACAGUUGCCAUCACCCGGUGGAGAACUAGAUUUAGAAUAGAAAUGAACAAAGCUGAUAAUGAUGCAGGGAACGCUGCUAUAGACUCGCUGCUGAAUUAUGAAACUGUGAAGUAUUUUAAUAAUGAAAACUAUGAAGCACAAAGAUAUGAUGGAUUUUUGAAGACAUAUGAGACUGCUUCAUUGAAAAGUACCUCUACUCUGGCUAUGCUGAACUUUGGUCAAAGUGCUAUUUUCAGUGUUGGUUUAACAGCUAUAAUGGUGCUUGCCAGUCAGGGAAUUGUGGCAGGUACCCUUACCGUUGGAGAUCUAGUAAUGGUGAAUGGACUGCUUUUUCAGCUUUCAUUACCCCUGAACUUUCUGGGAACUGUAUAUAGAGAAACUAGACAAGCACUCAUAGAUAUGAAUACCUUGUUUACAUUACUCAAGGUAGACACCCGAAUUAAAGACAAACUGAUGGCAUCUCCCCUUCAGAUCACACCACAGACAGCUACGGUGGCCUUUGAUAAUGUACAUUUUGAAUACAUUGAGGGGCAGAAAGUUCUUAGUGGAAUAUCUUUUGAAGUCCCUGCAGGAAAGAAAGUGGCCAUUGUAGGAGGUAGUGGGUCAGGGAAAUCCACAAUAGUGAGGCUGUUGUUUCGCUUCUAUGAGCCUCAAAAGGGUAACAUUUACCUUGCUGGUCAAAAUAUACAAGAUGUGAGUCUGGAGAGCCUUCGGAGAGCAGUGGGAGUAGUGCCUCAGGAUGCUGUCCUCUUCCAUAAUACAAUUUACUACAACCUGUUAUAUGGAAACAUCAGUGCUUCACCUGAGGAUGUGUAUGCAGUGGCAAAAUUAGCUGGACUCCAUGAUGCAAUUCUUCGAAUGCCACAUGGAUAUGACACCCAAGUAGGGGAACGAGGACUCAAGCUUUCAGGAGGAGAAAAGCAAAGAGUAGCAAUUGCAAGAGCCAUUUUGAAGGACCCUCAAGUUAUUCUCUAUGAUGAAGCCACUUCAUCAUUAGAUUCAAUUACUGAAGAGACAAUUCUUGGUGCCAUGAGGGAUGCAGUCAAACACAGAACUUCUAUUUUCAUUGCACACAGACUGUCAACAAUAGUUGAUGCAGAUGAAAUCAUAGUCUUGGACAAGGGUAAAGUAGCUGAACGUGGUACCCAUCAUGGUUUGCUUGCUAAUCCUGGCAGUAUCUAUUCAGAAAUGUGGCAUACACAGAGCAGCCAUAUGCAGAACCUUGAUAACUCCAAAUGGCAUGCAAAGAAAGAAAAUGUAUCCAAAGAGGAAGAAAGGAAGAAACUACAAGAAGAAAUUGUGAACAGUGUGAAAGGCUGUGGAAACUGUUCCUGCUAAGUCACAUGAGACAUUUCCUUUGGGGUUUUUUUUGACUAUACAUUUGCACUGAAGCAAAAUUGUUUCAUUAAAAAUUAUAUAUUCCCAUUACCCAUACUCCUUCUUUAGAUAAGAUUUAUUUGAAAGUGGAUUUGAGCUUUAUAUCUUUUACAAUCUUUUAACUAUAUUUAGCCCCAAAUUAUUUUCUUGUUAUUGCCUUCAUUUUGCUCAAAUCAUUAUUUUUGUUACUAUUUGACUUUAUCCCAUUUCCAUUUUUGAGGCCUGAUAGCCAUUUGAUGAUAUUCACAACCAGAUUAAUCAAAUUGGUUUCCAAAUUUUUACAGUUUUUAAAACCUCCUUUAUGCUGACAAUUUAGGUGGAAAAUGUCUGUUGUUUUUUUUAAUUUAAAAAAGAGGACAGUAAGGUUCAUUGUUUUUCUUUUCUGCAACCUCCAUUGAAAUACUUCUAUAAUAGAUAUCUUUACUUAUAUUUUUAGUGUUUUCCACUAUAACCUUUUUGAGGAAAAACUCAAUUCUCGU
This is a messenger RNA of Eptesicus fuscus (big brown bat), 2709 nucleotides long. RefSeq names its product ATP binding cassette subfamily B member 7 (gene ABCB7). The transcript is spliced from 15 exons. Gene Ontology annotation, molecular function: ATP binding; ATP hydrolysis activity; ABC-type transporter activity. NCBI's taxonomy places the organism in Eukaryota, Metazoa, Chordata, Mammalia, Chiroptera, Vespertilionidae. The record is from RefSeq and is a predicted model, not a curated record. Bases 11 to 2191 code for a protein of 726 amino acids. Gene Ontology annotation, cellular component: mitochondrial inner membrane. Gene Ontology annotation, biological process: transmembrane transport; intracellular iron ion homeostasis.